This is a messenger RNA of Plasmodium gonderi, 1185 nucleotides long. Its product is annotated as variable surface protein. The transcript is spliced from 3 exons. The record is from RefSeq and is a predicted model, not a curated record. NCBI's taxonomy places the organism in Eukaryota, Apicomplexa, Aconoidasida, Haemosporida, Plasmodiidae. The coding region runs from base 1 to 1185 and encodes 394 amino acids.
AUGGAGAAAAAAAAUAUACAAAAUAUAUUAAAAGCAUAUUUUGAAAAUGACACACUAGGAUUACCAUCAGCACAAUUUUAUAAAAAAUUGGAUCGUCAUCUUUUUAAUUAUAAUAAUGUUAAUUCGAGACUUAAACAAAAUGAGUUAAAAGUGUAUUAUAACAUAUGUGAACUUUUUAAUACUACACAUAGAAAUGAUUUGUAUAGAAGGCUUUGUUCAGUACUCUUAUGGAAUCUAAGUACAGCAAGUACAAUUAUAAAUGAAGAAAAUAAUGUCUACAAUAACUGCGAACUUUUGAAUUAUUGGAUAUACAGUAGAUUAUCUUGGAUUUAUAAAAGGAUGUCUGGUCCUAUUACUGAUAAGUUUGGUAAACUUCAGUUGUUAUGGAAUUCUCUUGUUGAAACUCCUAUAUAUAGUUCAUUUUACAAUAAGUGUAGUCCAAAAUUUAAAAUUCUAUAUCAACGUAACUGGAUGCAAAGGAAAGAGUUAUAUGAUUACUGCAUCGAUUAUGAAACAAUUCUCAGCAUUUCUAAGAACUAUAAGGAUAAGCGAAAUAUCAUUAUUGAGUAUUUUAAUAGAAAAACCAAUUUAUAUAAUGAAUAUAACAAGUAUUGUAAUGAACAACAAUAUAAUAAUAAUUGUCCAGAAUUUUUUAGUAAAUGCAAGGAAUCUAGCCCAUCCAAUGCGUUAGCACAGAUUAAUCAUUAUAUUGAAGCGGAGAAAGGAAUUCCUGAGAAUUCUGCUGUUAAAAGCAAAGAUACAUUUUCCGGUCAUAAAAGUACAGAAAGGGAAAAUUCAGUAGAAGUUCAAUCCGAUGCAAUAGAUGCAAAGGAAUCUGAUGGUCAUUUUAUAUCAUUCGAUGUACUUGCUCCUGCAGAUGAUUCCUUAUUAACACUGUAUGGAAUAGAUGAAUUUGCUGAUUUAUUUAUAAAUCGUGGCGGAUCUAGCAUUAUAAAAAUUUUAGGAAAAGCUUUUCUGGGUUUAAUUUUAUUUACUCUACUUUCUAGUAUUUUGUAUAAAUUUACACCAAUAGGAAUUCGGUUGCGCAAAAUAUUUGGACAGAAAAAAAAUAUUAUAAGUGACGUAUAUAGAAGCAAAAAUAUGUUAUUUGAUUACUCAUCAGAACCUUGCAAUCCAAAAUAUAUGAAUAGAGAAGAUCAUUGUGUAGGAUACCAUUCUGAGUAA